UCAUGAAGUCAUUACAGUUUAGCAGACGUCUUUAACCUUUCGUUUAAAGCUGGUGGAAAACAUCUGAGAAGACAGGUAGAAAAGGAAACAAAAUUUGCAAACUUUGAACAGAAUCUCAUCAUGCCUUUUGCGUUGAAGACCAGCCCUUUGCUUUGGACACGGUUGGUUGCCCUGGCCUUCACCUGCGUAGCUUUCUCUAUGGCCGCUCUUGGAGGCAGAUUCAUUGACCACACCGGAGCCUUUUGUAUCUUCUGCUGGGCUUUUAGCUUUGGCGGGACUCUCCUAGUCAUUCUGGUUGAGCUUUUCAACCCACUGACCAGAGCUCCUCUCUCCUGGAAGAACUUCCACAUCACCUUUGCAUGCUACUCUUUCCUCCUCUGCAUGUCGGCCUCCUUCAUCUUUCCUAUUUACUUCCUUAAGGACUCCAUUGUUGUUUUUGCUCCGAGCCAGCUCCGUGACCUCCGCAUCGUGUCCAGCAUUUCCUCCUGUGUUGCCACUUUGGCCUACAUGAAUGAGGUCAGACUCACCAAGGCUUACCAAGGUGAGGUUACUGGCUACAUGACUACCUGUCCAGGCCUGCUGAAAGUCUUGGAGACCUUUGUGGCCUGCAUCCUCUUUGUCUUCAUCAAUGACCCGGUGUCAUAUGACCAGCAUCAUUCAGUCAAGUACUGUAUGUCUGUUUAUUGCAUCUGCUUCAUCCUGUCUGCCUUCAUCAUUCUGCUCUGCAUUGGGGAGUGCACUUACCUCCUCCCCUUCCCAUUCCCUCGUUUCCUGUUCACCCAUGCUUUGUUGGCUGUCUUCCUCUAUCUGUCAGCGGCGAUGAUCUGGGUGAUCUUCAACUUUGUCCCCAGGUACGGUGGUCACACUGAGCGGCCGCACAACUGCUGGUCCUCUGAGGGCUUGUGCAGUUGGGAUAAAGACAUGUUGAUAGCCGUGCUGACCGGCAUUAACUUUAUCCUCUACCUGAUUGAUCUCAUCUACUCCAUCCCUCUGGUCCUUGUCAGCACAUGACUUUAGGAAAAGGAAGUUAGGCUGACAGUGUGUUUAAAGGGAAAUUUAAGUUGUAAAAUUUAAGAAGAAGUGACGUAAAAUCACUUUUUAGUCAAUAAACAGAAAUCUAAUGCUUAAAAAGUUUUUUAAAGCUUUUUAUUCAGGUUUACAUUUUGUUCUCCUGUUACAUUUCUAUAGU
Messenger RNA from Cyprinodon variegatus (sheepshead minnow), 1189 nucleotides. RefSeq names its product myeloid-associated differentiation marker homolog. Gene Ontology annotation, cellular component: membrane. The record is from RefSeq and is a predicted model, not a curated record. NCBI's taxonomy places the organism in Eukaryota, Metazoa, Chordata, Actinopteri, Cyprinodontiformes, Cyprinodontidae. The coding region runs from base 121 to 1011 and encodes 296 amino acids. The transcript has a single exon.